CUGCUGAUUUCCCUGAAGCAGAAGAACUCCAAGAAAAGCCGUGGCCUUCGAAAGUGGAUGACGUUUAAAGAGAUGUGCGAGCGCUUUGGGGAAAGUGUCGCGACAGACAUCCGGGAUGCAAAGCUGGAGGAUGCAGAGCUUCGCCAGAAGGAAGUUCGUGACCACCCGGAGUGCAAGCACCGGAAGGACAUGCAGCAGUUUCUCUGCCUGGCUGAAGAUGUGGAGGAAAACGAAGAUCUCGAAGAAGUGGAAAAGCUGUUCCAGGCCGAAGAGGGAAGCAGCGACUCGUCGGAUGAUUCGACGGAGGAUGAUGAGGCGGAGACUUCGUCUUCGAAGAAGGCGAAGACAAACAAGAAGAAGAAAAAGAAAGCAAAGAAGGCCAAGACCAAAAAAGCCAGUGUCAAAGCUAAGCCGAAAAAGAAAGCUGUGCCUAAAGGGCAGACCGCCGGCAAGGACAGCAUGACAUCUAAACCCUUAACCCUAAACCCUAAACCCUGGUAUAUAAUAAUAUACAUACUCUACACACCACCCCUCCAGGAUGCCUCCGCAGACGCCGAAGCGAUCAUGAAGGAUGCAAAGAAGGCAAGAGCCUGGGUUUGA
Symbiodinium necroappetens is the source of this 600-nucleotide messenger RNA. The record is from the annotation of a GenBank genome assembly. Lineage: Eukaryota; Dinophyceae; Suessiales; Symbiodiniaceae.